AUGCAUGGACGACCUUGGCCCACGGCGAAGACGAAGCAGCAUGGCAAAGACGCCACCAUGUGCAGUACCUCACACCUGGUGCUGCGCGCAUCUUUGACACCAGUCGGCGUUUUCGCGAAGCACGCUCACGAGAUCAUACGGAUCAAGACCUCCAGCGGCUUCGGCAGCGCGCUCUGGAUGACCUCGUGGCACGGAAAUCCUAGGCACAUCACGUGA
This is a messenger RNA of Malassezia restricta, 216 nucleotides long. RefSeq lists its product as uncharacterized. NCBI's taxonomy places the organism in Eukaryota, Fungi, Basidiomycota, Malasseziomycetes, Malasseziales, Malasseziaceae. The record is from RefSeq and is a predicted model, not a curated record. The coding region runs from base 1 to 216 and encodes 71 amino acids. The transcript has 2 exons.